CCGAGCAUGCAGUGUUUUCCCAGCCUGGUGCUGGCGCUCAGCUUGCUGCUGGGCGCCCUGGCGCUGCUGCAGCUCUCGUUGUACCUCCGGGUACCAUCCCGCUACGGGAAGCAUGAGGAGCGGCUGUGCCGACCGCGGGGCCGGCUGCCUGCGCGCUGCGCCUGGUUCCUGCAGGAGCUGCCCUCCUUCCUCGUGCCCGCGCUGCUGCUGGCCCUACGCAGCCCGCCCCGCCUCGAGCCGCUCGGCUGCCGCCUCCUAUGCUGCCUCUUCUGCUGGCACUACUUCUACAGGACAUUUAUUUAUCCCUUCUUCACUAGAGGCAGACCUUUCCCACUGCAAUUGCUUUUUUUUGGCACGUUAUUCUGUAUAUAUAAUGGCUUCCUCCAGGGGUACUACUUGAUUUACUGUGCUGAAUACCCAAGUGAUUGGUGCACCGACAUCAGAUUUACAUCAGGCAUCCUCUUAUUUCUGCUGGGAAUGGGAAUCAACAUUCACAGUGAUCUCCUGCUGCGCCAGCUGAGGAAACCUGGGGAAGUCACUUACAAGAUUCCUCAAGGGGGACUGUUCACCUACGUUUCUGGAGCCAACUAUUUUGGAGAAAUUGUGGAAUGGUUUGGGUUUGCCAUAGCAACCUGGUCCCUACCAGCCUUCACCUUUGCCUUUUUUACUCUUUGCUGCAUUGGGCCACGUGCUUAUCACCAUCACAGGUACUAUCUCAAGACAUUUACGGACUAUCCAAAAUCAAGGAAAGCCUUGAUUCCUUUUGUUUUUUAA
Indicator indicator is the source of this 774-nucleotide messenger RNA. RefSeq names its product steroid 5 alpha-reductase 2 (gene SRD5A2). Gene Ontology annotation, biological process: steroid biosynthetic process. The transcript has 5 exons. Bases 7 to 774 code for a protein of 255 amino acids. NCBI's taxonomy places the organism in Eukaryota, Metazoa, Chordata, Aves, Piciformes, Indicatoridae. Gene Ontology annotation, molecular function: 3-oxo-5-alpha-steroid 4-dehydrogenase activity. Gene Ontology annotation, cellular component: membrane. The record is from RefSeq and is a predicted model, not a curated record.